Molecule: messenger RNA, 1705 nt
Organism: Pungitius pungitius (ninespine stickleback)
Lineage: Eukaryota; Metazoa; Chordata; Actinopteri; Perciformes; Gasterosteidae
Product: G2/mitotic-specific cyclin-B2-like
Exons: 8
Coding region: 119-1264 (381 amino acids)
Biological process (GO): regulation of cyclin-dependent protein serine/threonine kinase activity; mitotic cell cycle phase transition
Cellular component (GO): cytoplasm; cyclin-dependent protein kinase holoenzyme complex; nucleus
Molecular function (GO): cyclin-dependent protein serine/threonine kinase regulator activity
Source: RefSeq, a predicted model, not a curated record
GCUAUUUAAAAGGUUCCGGUUCCGUGUUGUUUACCUGCAGAUUACCGUUGUUGACAGAUCGCCGGUUUGAUCUCACGAGCUUCCGUCCUUUUUUCCCUUUACGUUAAUCACGUGAAACAUGUCGUCCGUGGAAGCGCGUGUGCAGCAGCUCCACGCCGCGGGGAUCCCGGGGAGGAAGAGCGCGACCACCGCGGGCCCGAGGAGGGCUGCUCUGGGGGAGAUCACCAACAACACAAAGAGGACCGUAAAAGAGUCGGCCAAACCAGCGCCGAGAGCUGUCCAUGCGGAGCAUCCUCUGGCGGAGGAGGAGCCUGCGGAUCUUCUCCCCCUGGUCUCAAACGAGUCCGACAUGUCCGUGGAGGAGGAGAAGGUGGAGGAGGACCUGUGCCAUGCGUUCUCUGCUGCACUGCACCAGGUGGAGGACGUGGACGAGCAGGACUCGGACCUCCCUCAGCUCUGCUCCGAAUACGUCAAAGACAUCUACAGCUACCUGCACGUCCUGGAGGUGCAGCAGGCCGUGCGGGCCGACUACAUGCAGGGUUACAAGAUCACGGAACGCAUGCGGGCCCUUCUGGUGGACUGGCUGGUCCAGGUCCACUCCAGGUUCCAGCUGCUGCAGGAGACGCUGUACCUCGCCGUCGCCGUGCUGGAUCGAUUCCUCCAGGUCCAGCCGGUCUCUCGCGGGAAGCUGCAGCUGGUCGGCGUCGCCGCCAUGCUGCUGGCCUGCAAGUACGAGGAGAUGUACGCCCCGGAGCUGGGGGACUUCACCUACAUCUCAGACGACGCCUUCACCAAGGCCCAGCUCCUGGAGAUGGAGCGGCUGGUUCUGAGGACCCUGAACUUUGAGCUGGGACGUCCCCUCCCGUUGCACUUCCUCAGACGGGCCUCCAAGGUGGCCAACUCUGACGUACAGAGGCACACGCUGGCCAAGUACCUGAUGGAGCUGACCCUCCUGGACUACGCCAUGGUCCACUACCGGCCCUCUGAGAUCGCUGCCGCCGCGCUGAGUCUCUCUCAGCUGCUUCUGGACGGGCUGCCGUGGUCUGUCACUCAGACGCUCUACUCCACCUACGACGACGCCCACCUGAAGCCCAUUAUGCAGCACAUCGCCAAGAACCUCGUGAUGGUGAACGAUGGGAGGAGCAAGUUCCAGGCCGUGAAGAGGAAGUACUCGAGCAGCCGGCUGAUGAAGGUCAGCCUGCUGCCUCAGCUGAGCUCGUCCACCGUGAAGACGAUGGCCUCCGCGCUGCUCGCCGACCUCUGAGGCCGACGUCCACUUAUCUCUGACCCAAAGCGGGUUUUCUGACUCCACCUUUGUUUUUUCUCAGCUGUGACGUUGGAACUCUUUGUUCCUCAGAUCUUACUCACGUGCACUUUAACUCAAGUUGAGAAAUUGCUCCACUUCUGAUUGGAUGUUAACGGUCGUCCCCUUUGUUUUAAUAUUUUGUGCCAUAGUCAUAGAAACGACCUUUUCACAUCUUGGAUGUUGCAUUUUUAUCUUUUUCUGCCUCAGUUAUUUAAUAGUGAACUUUUAUUUAUUUUCAGUUUGUGAUUCAAUCACAAGUUUUAAUAUUUGAUGACUAAUAACUUUGUGCGCUGCAUGUUUUAAAGUGAAUCUCUGUAUUUAUAACUUUUUACAAAGCUCUGGUGCCUCCAGGUAUAAAAUAAAACCAAAUCGCCAUCAAACUGUAAGCUGUUUAUUACU